Molecule: messenger RNA, 1768 nt
Organism: Phragmites australis (common reed)
Lineage: Eukaryota; Viridiplantae; Streptophyta; Magnoliopsida; Poales; Poaceae
Product: basic leucine zipper 2-like
Exons: 3
Coding region: 400-1458 (352 amino acids)
Biological process (GO): positive regulation of DNA-templated transcription
Cellular component (GO): nucleus
Molecular function (GO): DNA binding; DNA-binding transcription factor activity
Source: RefSeq, a predicted model, not a curated record
CCCGCGCUCCUCCCCUGCUAUUCUAACCACCAGCUGGUGCUAGCUGUCUCUCUCUUGUCAUGUGACCUCCCCACUCUCUCACUCUAUUUCUCUCUCUGCUCAGCUCAAUUCGAUCUUCUCUAUCUCCCCCUCACCCUCCCUUGUCCCUAUCAUUCCCAUUGCCCAAUUUAGCUCACAAACGGGCCGAGCCGACCCCCUCACCGUCCAUCCAAACCCAUCGGCAGCGCCGGCACGGCGAGCAGCAAGAAAAACGCGAGCUAAAAAAGGAACCGCGCGCGCAAUCCCCGGCACCGCGCCCGUCGCCCCUACAUUGCCGCUUGAGCCCUCGGCAUCGCAGAGGUUUCGGCGUUGCGCCAUCCACUCGCGCGUGUUGUGCGUUGCCUCGUCCAACGCGCGGCCAUGGCGCAGCUGCCGCCCAAGAUCCCCACCAUGGCGCCGACCUGGCCGGAGUUCGGGGGCGGGCACCACCACCACGCCCAUCACCACCAGCGCAGCCCCUCCGUGGGCGCGUUCCUCGCCGCGCCCAUGCCGCCGCUCCCGCCGCAGCACCAGCAGCAGCCGUCGUGGGUCGACGAGUUCCUCGACUUCUCGGCCGCCAAGCGCGGCGCGCACCGCCGCUCGGUCAGCGACUCCGUGGCAUUCCUCGAGGCCGGCCCCGACGACAAUGCCGGCGUCGGGGCGCACGACUUCUACCGCCUCGACGACGACCAGCUCCUGUCCAUGUUCUCCGACGACCUGCCGCCGCCGCCUCCGCAGGCCGCGCCCGCGCCCUGCUCGUCAUCGCCGUCCGACCACAACAGCAUCAAUGACGAGAAGCCGGACAAGGGCGAGACAGAGGAGGCGCAGAGCGAGUGCAACGGGGACGCCGCCGCCGCGCCGGGGCAGCCGGCCUCCCACGCCGCAGCUGACCCCAAGCGUGUCAAGAGGAUCCUGGCAAACCGGCAGUCCGCGCAGCGGUCGCGCGUGCGCAAGCUGCAGUACAUCUCGGAGCUGGAGCGCAGCGUCACGUCGCUUCAGACGGAGGUGUCGGCAUUAUCCCCGCGCGUGGCGUUCCUCGACCACCAGCGCUCGCUGCUGACGCUGGGGAACAGCCACCUCAAGCAGCGCAUCGCGGCGCUCGCGCAGGACAAGAUCUUCAAAGAUGGUGACCGCUGUUACCACCUCGAUUACAAUUCUCGCCAGUCACUAUAUGAAUUCAGUUCACGCUGCAUGUAUGAAGCUGCAGCCAUGAUGAUGCAUUACAUCUCACUAACCACUGCUCUGACGCCGUCUGAAUUCUCUGUGCGCAGCUCAUCAGGAGGCUCUAAAGAGGGAGAUCGAGAGGCUGAGGCAAAUCUACCACCAACAAAGCCUCAAGAAUGUGGAGUCCCCAACGGCCGAUGCGGCCCCGAUCCGCAGCGACAAGGAUCUGAUCGCCAGCGAGGGGGCCGCCGCGCCCUGUCCGCCCUCGUGAUAUGAAGAAGACCAUCCGGUUGCUGUAGUGGGGUGGUCUGCCUCCCAUGACAACGAAGUGUUGUUGUUAGGAUUGGUGCAUUGUCUGGGUUUGCAUUCUUUGGGGUGUAUGUAAUGUAAUGUAAAAAAAAAAGAACUUGAUUGUUUUGUUCAUUUUGGUUGGUUUGUUUGUUUGUUCAUUCUUGCAUCCUCUGCUGGCUGCUGUGCUGCUGCUCCUGAUCCUUCCACCUCCCUGAUUUGUAAUUCAGAUUGGUUGAGGUCAAUUGUUUGUUUGGGUUGGUUUUGUAUCUGAUCAAUCAAAUGUAUGUUUUCAGCA